Molecule: messenger RNA, 1668 nt
Organism: Diuraphis noxia (Russian wheat aphid)
Lineage: Eukaryota; Metazoa; Arthropoda; Insecta; Hemiptera; Aphididae
Biological process (GO): transmembrane transport; monoatomic anion transport
Cellular component (GO): membrane
Molecular function (GO): transmembrane transporter activity
Source: RefSeq, a predicted model, not a curated record
UAUAAGUUUUCAUCAUCGAAGACCGAAGUUUAUGCCCGUGUUAUAUUAAAAUAUAAUGUUAUUUGUUAUAAUUAUGCUUUAAGUUAAGUAAAUUUUUUUAUCUAUUUAAACCAUUGUCUCAAGAAAGUGUUCACGAUUAUUUCAAUGUACGAUUUAAUAUUAAUAUUACGUGGCAAUAGUUUUAAAACUAUGAUUUAUAAAUUUAAAUGUUGUCAUUAAAAAUAAUAAAUCUUCACUAUGUUUGAAAAAUAUGAAGACGUGGCUUUUAAAAAGCUGAAAUGCAUUCUACGUUUUAUUAAAAAAAAUGUAUCAUUCAAACAUAUCAAUACAUUCYAUCUUUCGAUUAACCUAAAUUGUUUUUWGACAUAAUUACUUAAGCCAUGUCUUCUAAAAUGAGUCACACUCAUAUUGUGGUGCUUUGUUCUAUUGCAAAUUUUAUAAAUGCUGCUGAUCGUGUUAUUAUGCCCAUCACAAUAAUACCGAUGACUAAUUAUUUCAAAUGGACAAUGCAUUGGCAAGGGUGGAUAUUAUCAGCAUUUGCUUUCGGCUAUUUAAGCAGUCAAGUUUUUGGGGCUUGUGCAGCUAAGAAAUUUGGUGGGAAAUUAAUUUUAUUACUGUCUGUUUUUUUAUGGUCUAUAUCAACUGUCGCAACACCAUGGGUAUCUCAUAAUACAUUUGCAUUGAUUUUAUGCAGAGUAAUAUCUGGAUUUGGUGAAGGAUUGGGAUUACCAACUAUAUUUCAUAUUUUUGCUAACAAUAUAGCAAUUACUGAACGUUCAAGUGCAUUUGGUUACUUAGUAGCCGCUGGUUCAGUUGGUCAGACAGUUGCAACUGUGGUAAGUUUAUUGGCUAUUGAUAAAAAACAUUUAUGUCAUUUAAUUUAUUUAAUAAAUGAUUUCUUAUUAAUAUUCAAAUAUUUGUAUAUUAAGAGUUGUAUUUAAAUUUCAAAUUAUUUGGAUAAUGUAUAUAAAACUAUAUAUCUAAGCACAUUAUCUCUGAAUUAUAAUACUCUAAACUUAUUAUUUGUUAUAUAGUAUUCUAGUAUACAUUGGAGGAAAUUCUUUAUACAUUGGCCCCUAUGGGCGAUAUAUAUAGCUCACUUUACUAUGAAUUGGUCCAACUACAUAAUAAUGCAUUGGCUACCCACGUAUUUGCGUUACCUUGGUGCUAAUUCACAUAGUAUUAGUUUAACAGCUGUUCCGUAUAUAUUCAAUUCAGUUUUUGGUAUUGUUGCAGGAAAUUAUGCGGAUAAAUUAAUUGAUCGUAGAUGGUCAGUUUUAAGUGUUCGACGACUAAUGACUACUAUAGGUCUAGUAGGACCAGCGAUAUUUUUAAUUCUAUUUUGUACAGUGAAUAGCUUAGCAGCAGCCAUAAUAUUCAUUUCCAUAUCAAUGGGACUAUGUGCUUGUAAUUCAGCUGGACAUUUAAGUAAUCAUGCUGAAGUUGCUCCUAACCAUGCUGGAAUUACAUUUUCAGUAUCCAAUACAUUGGCUACCAUACCAGGAAUACUAUCUGGUCCUCUCACAGCAGAACUUGUGACUGCAUCUCACGGCCGUUGGUUUCCAGUUUUCAUAUUAGCAGCUGCGAUAAAUUUCACUGGCUCAAUUAUUUAUUGCAGUCAAAGUUCAACAUCAAAAAUAUUGUAAUUAACAAAUUAAAAAAAAAAAA